Messenger RNA from Schistocerca piceifrons (Central American locust), 1516 nucleotides. Its product is annotated as protein yellow-like. The transcript has 6 exons. The coding region runs from base 114 to 1475 and encodes 453 amino acids. Gene Ontology annotation, cellular component: extracellular region. NCBI's taxonomy places the organism in Eukaryota, Metazoa, Arthropoda, Insecta, Orthoptera, Acrididae. The record is from RefSeq and is a predicted model, not a curated record.
GAGCAGCACUUCAGCAGCUCUAGAAGCCAAGAAAGUGUUGAGUAAGACGGGUCUGCUAUCGUCGGCUGGCAAAUUCUGACAAGAGGGACGCGAACAUCCAUCAUCAGCACACAAUGACUCGCCACACUUGUACCGUGGUGCUCGUGUUGGUGGUGUUGCUGGUGUCGGCUUGCGACGCCCAUCGGUUUCGACCACGUGGUCCGAGAUGGGGCACUCCGCAUAGGGUGCCGAUGACGAGCAGCAGGAUGCUGAAACAGGCUGGCCACGUCCACAUAGGACCGGCGGGGGCAGCUCGAUGCGUGGCACAGAGUGGCAGUCACCACACUCCAGCCCUGAUGACCUCCAAGGCGGCCAAUCUCGUCAGGUUCCAAUUUGGAGGCGACCAGUCGACGGAGCAGAACCUGCUAGCCCGUGGUCGCUACGUUCCCAGGUCCGCCAUUCCGUUUGACGUAACAGCGGACGCCCUGAGCCGCGGCCGGCUGUUCGUGUCCACGCCCUCCGCCAGGCUCGGCAUACCCGCUUCGCUGAGCACAGUGCCCUCUGGCGGCGCCACCGACGCCCCCCUGACACCCUACCCCAGCCUGGAGCUGCACCGCACCACGGAGGACUCCAUCACCGACUGCAGCACACAGCUGGUGUCCAUCACGGCUACCGCGAAAACGUGGUCCGACGAUGACACGCUGUAUGCCCUCGACUGUGGCGUCGUAGAAAUAACGACGAAUCCUAAAAAUGUGUGUCCACCGAAAAUUAUUACCUUCGACUUGCGCACUGACGAGAUUGUGAAUAUCACAAUAAUAGAGAACGCAUUUUUCGAAUCGCAGUAUGCUAUAAUUUGGGUGGAGGCAUGUCCAGCUGGCCGUCUGUUGGCCUACAGUUCCGACUCGCUGGACUCCACAUUGACAGUGACUGACCUCACCACGGGAGUCUCCAGACACCUCACCAGUCCGUACAUACACCCAGUGCCGCAGCUGUUACACGUUGCGGCGGGCGGGCCCCCGUACUACAUGGGAGAUGGCUCGUACGGUUUGUCGGGUGACAAACGUUGUGAUGGCAAACUCUAUCUACAGGCCUUCUGCAGUAACAUCCAAGCUGCCUUGGACAAAAAGAUCAUACGGGACGCAAGCGACGGUGACAUUCUAGAUGCCGUGACACAGGUGGCGCUCCCAGGAAAGCUGUCUGGUAUCAGUGGUCCACUGGCGGUGGAUGCCAAGGGCGAGCUGCUGUUCUUUCCCAUCCAAGACGAGCUAGCCAUCUACUGCUGGAACACCAGCAAGCCGCAUCGUCCACAGAACUUCCGUCUAAUCGCCCAAGAUAGCAAACGCUUGCAGUUUGUCGGCAACAUGAAAAUAGAUCCCACCAGUCAGCUGCUGUAUAUCCUGACCAACAAAUUCACUUCGUACGUGUGGAACGUCACCGACUAUUCUGAGGACAACUACUAUGUUUUGUACAUCAACAUAACUGGAGUUCAGUGCUAAAUAUGGUUACUGCAAAACGGAUAACAGAAAACAAUGGAAAU